Messenger RNA from Octodon degus (degu), 776 nucleotides. It is a transcript of the gene Gpkow, whose product is annotated as G-patch domain and KOW motifs. The record is from RefSeq and is a predicted model, not a curated record. Lineage: Eukaryota; Metazoa; Chordata; Mammalia; Rodentia; Octodontidae. Bases 240 to 776 code for a protein of 178 amino acids. Gene Ontology annotation, cellular component: spliceosomal complex. Gene Ontology annotation, biological process: mRNA splicing, via spliceosome. The transcript is spliced from 6 exons.
CGGCCUCCCCUCCCCUGCGGGCUCCAGCGCCCGGCGGCUGCUGUCACGGCUGGACGUGCGCCCCCUGGCGGCUAGAGCUGCAGCCGACGUGUCCGCACUGGUACGCAGGGCGAGCGCCACACUGCGCCUGCGCUCGAAGGAGAGAUUUUUGCCUCAAGCCGGCACUAGAACGUGCGACGAGAGGGUGGGACGGGACGCUUAUUCCGCAGGCAGCGCUCCAGCCUGGGACAGGGAGCAAGAUGGCGGAUGCCGAAGAGGAGGUUGCGGAGCCUGCUGCCCCUUCCGCAGCCCCAAUUUCAUUCGGGUUCACUCGCACCUCUGUCCGGAGGCGACUGGCGGCUACAGGGGACGGCACGGGGUCGGCCCCAGAAGAAAAAGAUUUCUUGAAGAUCGUGGAAGGAAAGGAGCUGCAGAGUGUGAAGCCUGUAGAAGCCCCUAAGGAACUGGUCAUCCCAUUGAUCCAGAAUGGCUUUCAAAGGCAGGCCUUGGCCCAGACGUCUGUGCCAUCCACAGAGGCUUUGGAGGAUGGGGUGUUGUCCCAGGCUGUGAAGGAGCUCAUUGAGGAAUCCAAGAAGUCUCUGGAGGAGAGAGAGAACUCAGGUGUUGACUCUAUGCUUGCUAUCCCCAUGAUCCAGAAAGGAUAUACUCCUAAUGAGGAAGGGGCAAGCAGCACACCCCAGGAUGAGACACCAAUACGGAGGAGUCUUGAGAAAGUGGAACAGCAGGCCUUUUGCUACUUCGAUGCUUUCCUAGGCAGUUUUGGGUCUUGCGCCUAG